AGGGAUGCCUGCAGACCAGCUUCCCGGGCUGAGUACUAUGAAAGCAGCUACCCCAACAGGCCAUAUUCCAGGCAAGGAUAUGAAGACCACCACCAGCAAUAUCCAACAGCCAGCUAUGGGGAUGACUACACCUACAAAAGCCACCACUGGCAGCCAGGGUCCAGGCAGGAUGACAGAGACCUGAGACAGGGAGAGCCUUAUGGCAAGAGUACCAGUUACCAGGACCAGCACUACUACAGGGGUUACCAUCCCAACCUGACCACGAACCCACCAGGGCAGAACAGGACACAGAGCUAUGACUCGCACAAGGAGGCACACGGCUCAGCUGCCCAGCCUGGGUGGGCAGGGGGAGAAACCCUCGGCAGUGAUUCGGGGGAGGCCAGUGGCCAGCCCCAAGAGCUCUCAGGCCAGCCCAGCCUGCUCAUGCAGUACCGUGAGUCGGGGCUCAGCUCCAGCAGCUACGAGCUCAGCCAGUACAUGCGUGAUGACCACUAUGACCCUGCAGUUUUGGGAACCUGGAGCCCAGCACAAGUAGGGGAGUCUUCAGUGUCCACCCCAGCCUUGGUGGUACCCCACAAGUUCUCGGUGCCACAUGUGGCAGUCUGCUUUGGAGCUGGAGGCCAGCUGGUGCUGGUGUGUCCCUACCAUCCUGCUGAGGGGCAGCUAGCCCAGGUCGAGCUGCACAGCCUGGAGGUAAUUCUUCAUGACACAAAAGAGCUGGAGGAGCUACAGACCUUCCCAGGGCCCCUGGCCAGGGAAGAUCUGCACAAGGUGGACGUGAUGACAUUUUGCCAGCAGAAGACAGCCACAAGCUGUGAUCUCUCUACACAGAGAGGUAGAGAUUCAGCUCUUCUCUGGAAACUCCUGGUCCUUCUCUGCCGGCAGAAUGGGUCCAUGGUGGGCUCGGACACAGCUGAGCUGCUGAUGCAAGACUGCAGGUUCCAGAAGUACAAGAGGCAAGACCCUGCAGCAAACCUGAUUGGCCUGACAGAUGAUGAGUUGAUGUCAUCUCAGCCAGGCGCCCGGGACCUCAUUACAGGGGAAGUCCCUCCCAUUGUGGAGACGCAGGCACAGAUAGUGGAGAAGUUCACCAAACUCCUCUAUUAUGGCAGGAAAAAGGAUGCUCUGGUCUGGGCCAUGAGAAACCAUCUGUGGGGCCAUGCUCUCUUCCUCUCCAGCAAGAUGGACGCUCGGACCUACAGCUGGGUGCUCACUGGGUUCACCAGCACACUGGCCACCAAUGAUCCCUUGCAAACCCUCUUCCAGCUCAUGUCGGGAAGGAUCCCUCAGGCAGCACUGUGUUGUGGGGAUGCCACAUGGGGAGACUGGAGGCCUCACUUGGCUGUGAUGUUGUCCAACAAGGCUGGAGACAUGGAGCUGAACCAGCGAGCCAUCGUCACCAUGGGAGACACUUUGGCUGGCAGGGGAGCAGUUGAAGCAGCUCAUUUCUGCUACCUGAUGGCGGAUAUUCCUUUUGGCUACUUUGGGUCGAAGGCGGACCGCAUGGCUCUGCUGGGCAGCAGCCACCGUCAGGCGUUUGCCCAGUUUGCCAGGACAGAGGCCAUCCAGCGAAUGGAAAUCUUUGAGUACUGCCAGCAGCUACGACAGCCCAAAUCCUUUGUGCUCCCUUUCCAGGUGUACAAGCUCCUCUAUGCCUCUCGCUUGGCCGACCACGGGCUCCCAGCCCAGGCCCUGCAAUACUGUGAGCAGAUUGCCACCGUGCUCCUGGGCCAGGAUCUGGCCAGCCACCCUGUCCUGGCCCAGCAAGUGAUGAAGCUGGCCGAGCGGCUGAAGCUUUCCGACCCGCUGCUCCUGGAGAUGCCAGAUCAGGACCAGACUCUGGAGCCCGACUGGCUGGUACAGCUCCGAGCCUACUGCCAGGAGUGGGAGGUGGAAGAUGACCUCCCUCUGGGUGGGGCAUCCACUCAGCCAGAGCUCUCCUGGGCUUCUGCAUCCAUGGCAGGUGGAGAGCCUGGUCAUGAGCUUCUGCAGAGUGAAGGCUACCAGCAUAACCAGUGUUGCCAACCCCUGCCACCCCAGGGACCCAGCUCCCAUGAGGAUGUGUCUCUCCAGCCUCUGGCAUCCACCCAGGUCACAGCAUCGCCACUGCUUGGGGUUGGGCAAGAACUGCAGCCCCCCGUGCUCAGUCUGGGGGCAGCCACCCCUCCGGGAGGGGGUUCUGCUGACCCUGCUCUGCAGGCGGUGCCGCCAGCAGGAGAAGCUAGGGAGUCCCAGGGUGUCCUAACCUCUGCAGGGCUGCAGCCAUCACUCCCAGCAGAGCAGGAGGAGUUAAAGGGAAGGACUCGGACCAUCUCAGAGACCUCCACAGUCUCCUUGGAAGACAACAGCCGGCCUUCCUCGGAGAGCGCAGCUGAAGACUCUGCCGAAGAGCCAGCAUCAGCAGACCCAGUGAAGUUGGGUGAGGACAAGAGCCCUGGAUUCAGAUGGUUUGGCUGGCUCUGGUCGAAACCGGUCAAGGAAGCUUCGCCCAAAGCUACGUCUGAGAUGGCCCCAGACUGCCCCCGGCUGGGACUGCAGGAACAGAUGUCACCAUCUCCACCUGAUGCCCCUCUUGCAGCUGGGACAAGUUCUUCAGCUCAACCUCCUUCCAGAAACCCCGGAGGAGCAGAAGGUGAAAAUACCUUUGCUGUUGCUCCAGCAUCCAUCGAGGUGAAAGGCUUAUGGGACAUGGAUGGUGGGGAGUCAGCAGGAGAGCAGGCCUUCCAGACUGGCUGCCAUGGAUCUCGCCCACCAAUGAGAUCAAUCCCCCUCUUCAACCCUGUCCAGGUCUCUCAGGUGCGAGCUGCUUCUUCCUGGGGUGUUGCUGGAUAG
Messenger RNA from Merops nubicus (carmine bee-eater), 2832 nucleotides. RefSeq names its product SEC16 homolog B (S. cerevisiae) (gene SEC16B). NCBI's taxonomy places the organism in Eukaryota, Metazoa, Chordata, Aves, Coraciiformes, Meropidae. Gene Ontology annotation, cellular component: ER to Golgi transport vesicle membrane; endoplasmic reticulum exit site. The record is from RefSeq and is a predicted model, not a curated record. Gene Ontology annotation, biological process: autophagy; Golgi organization; COPII vesicle coat assembly. The annotation marks the transcript as partial. The transcript has 24 exons.